AUGACCAUGUAUAUUGAAGCUUUAUGUAAUAAUUUGUGGUUAAAACAACUGCUUCCCAUGUUCAAGCACCACCUCAAUUAUGAUGAUGCUAGUUCUGUGAAAAGUGAGAGAAGGAAUCUUUUGGAUGUUGAUUAAGAUGAAGAGGAGGAGUUUUUUUGAAGGGAACAUUCUGUACCAGGACUUGAACCUAGAAAUGAUAAAAUUAAGCAUGUUAGCAAUCAGGUGGAUGGAGAUAUUGAGGUCAUGCAAGAAAAUAAUACAAAGGCAAUUGAAAGAGGGGAAAGACUUGAAAUACAGGACAAAUCAGAAAGAUUAUUUGAUAAUGCAACUGAUUUUAUCAAUAGAUCCAAACAGCUUUCAGGGCAAAUAUGGUGGCAUGGAUGCAAAAUAAAAGCUAUCAUGGGUUUGGUUGUUUUUAUCAUUUUGCUAGAAAUUUUCACUCUUAUAGUUGUGAAAUACAGAUAUCUUCAUUAA
Choloepus didactylus (southern two-toed sloth) is the source of this 474-nucleotide messenger RNA. Its product is annotated as vesicle-associated membrane protein 4-like. Gene Ontology annotation, biological process: Golgi ribbon formation. NCBI's taxonomy places the organism in Eukaryota, Metazoa, Chordata, Mammalia, Pilosa, Megalonychidae. The record is from RefSeq and is a predicted model, not a curated record. The transcript has 2 exons.